AUGGGGUCCCAGGUGCUCCAGAACUUUCACAUGGACUGUGAAGUUGCCAUCAAUGACCUAGUGAAUAUGGAGCUAUGUGCGAACUAUGUCUACCUUUCAGGAGCCUACUUCUUUGACAGGGAUGAUGUGGCUUUAUACCACUUCAAAACAUUCUCAAAAAAUCAAUCUGAUGAGAAGCUGAAACAUGCUCAAAAAUUCCUGAAAUACUUAAAUAAGAGAGGAGGCCAUAUUGUCCUACAGGACAUAAAGGGGAGAAAACCAGAGCGUGAUGACUGGAGAAAUAGCCUAGAAGUCCUAGAAAUAGUCAUGCAGAUGGAAAAGAAAAUAAAUCAGGCCCUACUAAACCUGCACAAUCCGGCAAUGGAAAAAAGUGACCCACAUCUUUGUGACUUCCUGGAGCGGGAGUAUCUAGAUGAGCAGGUGUCAAUUAUCAAGUGUCUUGGAGACUAUAUCACCAACCUGAGGAAGCUGUGA
Molecule: messenger RNA, 474 nt
Organism: Vombatus ursinus (common wombat)
Lineage: Eukaryota; Metazoa; Chordata; Mammalia; Diprotodontia; Vombatidae
Product: ferritin heavy chain A-like
Exons: 4
Coding region: 1-474 (157 amino acids)
Biological process (GO): intracellular iron ion homeostasis; iron ion transport
Cellular component (GO): cytoplasm
Molecular function (GO): ferric iron binding; ferrous iron binding
Source: RefSeq, a predicted model, not a curated record